Molecule: messenger RNA, 1359 nt
Organism: Dendroctonus ponderosae (mountain pine beetle)
Lineage: Eukaryota; Metazoa; Arthropoda; Insecta; Coleoptera; Curculionidae
Product: chemotaxis regulatory protein ChePep
Exons: 7
Coding region: 43-1287 (414 amino acids)
Biological process (GO): positive regulation of cell motility; regulation of cilium beat frequency involved in ciliary motility; cilium assembly
Cellular component (GO): motile cilium; ciliary basal body
Source: RefSeq, a predicted model, not a curated record
UUUGAAAAAAGUCAUAAGUGACAACUCUUGUCGACUUCUAACAUGUUUUCUAGUUCGCAACAAAGCGGAUUCAUAUCUAUAUUCUAUAGUGUAGGAAGUAAUCCUUUAGCUUUGUGGGACAAGCAGGUAAAAAAUGGUCACAUAAGAAGAGUAAUCGAUGACGAAGUAAAGUCUUUGGUAUUGGAUAUUGGUGGAACCAAUGUUGCAACCACUUAUAUAACUUGUCCAAUCAAGCCUCGAGCUGCAUUGGGUAUAAAACUGCCAUAUUUAGUAAUGGUCAUCAAAAAUAUGAAAAAGUAUUUUUCAUUUGAAAUCCAGAUUUUAGAUGACAAAGAUAUGCGACGAAGAUUUCGAGUGUCUAAUUUCCAAUCUACAACUAAAGUGAGACCUUUUUGCACAACCAUGCCAAUUGGAUUAAGCGCAGGAUGGAACCAAGUUCAAUUUAAUCUUGCGGAUUUUACAAAAAGAGCUUACGGUUCGGUAUAUUUAGAAACUGUAAGGGUUCAAAUUCAUGCCAAUGUAAGAAUACGACGAAUUUACUUCACUGACCAACUUCACAGUGAUGAUGAACUGCCUAACGAGUUCAAAUUGUUCGCGCCUGGUCCUCGCGAACAAACAAAAGGCAAAACCAAAGACAAGAAAUCUUCGAAGGAAACUAUGGAAACAGCGCCCCCGGAGACUCUUGUUCCGCUUAUGAAGCUAGAGCAACAGCCUGAGGAAGAAACACCGCCUCCGCCAAGCCCUGCCGAAGAAUCUCCGAUUGCUAAAGACAAAGAGGUUGAAGCUGAAACUGCUCCUCCAAUCGAAGAAGUGGUGCCGCCAGAAGAAGGCGAAGCCGCGGCUCCAGAAGAUCAGCCUACAGACCAGGAAACACUACAAAUCUCCGAAGGAGGAGAAGCCCCUGCUGAAACUGGGGAAGAUGGAGCUCCACCAUUACCCGAGGUUGAAGUACCUUCAGUCGGUCCCUCCCCAGAAGAAGGUUUGGAAUCAGUUGUGGAAGUUGGGGCGACAGGUACAGAUAUUGAAUUGACAUCUGAAGCUGAUGGAGUCGAGCCAGAAGACGGCACUAAGCCAAUUGUUGAAGAAGGAACAACUGAAGAAGGAGUCGAAGCGGAAGCUGUACCAGCAGAAACAACCGAAAGUGAAGCUCCUGUGGAAUCUAGUGUUGAACCCGCGGAUGUUGUGGAAACAACUGAAGCUACAGUGGAGGGUACCACUGAGGUCAGUGACACAGAGGCCACUCAAAGUGAAGCCCCAACUACAGAUCAAGAAGGUGAAGCAGAUUAAUGUGCACUUUAAUUUCGCAUUAUUAACAUUGUAUGAAAACCUUAUAUACUAAUAUAUCUACUUUUACUUAAA